Messenger RNA from Vicia villosa (hairy vetch), 747 nucleotides. RefSeq lists its product as uncharacterized. Bases 1 to 747 code for a protein of 248 amino acids. The record is from RefSeq and is a predicted model, not a curated record. Lineage: Eukaryota; Viridiplantae; Streptophyta; Magnoliopsida; Fabales; Fabaceae. The transcript has 4 exons.
AUGCAUGCAAGAAAAUCAACCGGAGGAUCUGUCCCAGAAACUUUUUCUGUCCAGGGUAGAGAGGGCUCGUCCUAUGUUCAUAAUGCGAUUGCAAAUAUUGUCACCAGAAUCUUGAGUGAAGGGCACAAGGUUGAAGGAAUUUCUGUUCCUCUAGCCCAAAUGCCUGCUUCCGAUGAUGAUCAAGGUGAGCAAGAUGAUGCCAGCAAAGAUUCUGAUAAAAAUGAUGAGACAUCUGCUGAUAAAAAUGAUGAGACUCCUGUUGUUGCUAAAGAUGUUGAGACAUCUAAAGAUGAAAACCCUAAUGUACAUGAUGUGGUGGACCUAGAUGAACUUGAUGAUCCUAUUGAUAUUGCUGAUGAUGACCUCAUCUCCAGCAUCUCCAACAGGGUCAAGGCUCGUAAGGGAAAACAAGUUUGUGAACAACAGUCUCUCAAGCCACAGGUCCGUGAUGUUCCUUUGGAUAACAUAUAUCUGCACUAUGCUUCCAAUGCAACCCAGUGGAAAUUUGUGUAUCAAAGAAGGCUGGCCCUUGAAAGAGAGUUAGCAAAUGAUGCUCUGGAGAAUCAAGAGUCUGCUGAUAGUGGUGUUGAUGAUGUUGCUGGUAGUGAUGGUGAGAAGAUGGAUGCUGAUAGUGAGGAUGAAUAUAAGGUUGAGGAUGAUGAGGAUGCUGAUGCCCAGACUGAUAGCUCCAGUGAUGUGGAGAUGAGUGAGGAGGAUGAUGAUGGUACUGCUGGCUCUGAAGAUUAA